Nerophis lumbriciformis (worm pipefish) is the source of this 2586-nucleotide messenger RNA. Lineage: Eukaryota; Metazoa; Chordata; Actinopteri; Syngnathiformes; Syngnathidae. The record is from RefSeq and is a predicted model, not a curated record.
AUGGCGGACUGCGCUACACUAUUAGAUGAGGAACUCUCGUCCUUCGUCUUCAAUUACCUGACAGAGAACUCCGACAGCCAGUAUGGAGAAGAGGAGGUGUGCUCAGACCGCCUGGAUACCGACUUUCCCGACAUCGACCUCUCACAGCUGGACACCAGCGACUUUGACAGCGUCAACUGCUUGGGCGAACUUCAGUGGUGCAGCGACCAGGCGGCGGACGCGUCACCGGUCUCCAUUCGGUACAGCAACCCCGAUGAGCUCUUUGAGAUUGAAGAGGAGAACGCGGCACUGCUGGCCGCUCUGACGGACAGCCUGGACGGCAUGGUGGACUCCGAGGUGAGCGGCCUCUCUGUCUUCCCUGCCCUGGGAGAGGACGAGCCCGACCAGGAUGAGAAAGACCAAGACCACGUUCGGCAUCUUUCUGUCAGUGGAAACCACUUAAAACGCUCACAGGACACCGAGGACCCCUCACUGCUAAAGAUCCUGCUGCUGACUCCACCCAAUGUACCUGCCGGAAAAGAUGGCACUCACAGGCAUCACUAUAACAACAGGGGAUUGCACCCGCGGACAAUCCGACCGCCGGUUAAGAUGGACCCCUCCCAGAUGCGGAAGCCUCGUGCCGUGCGUCCGGUGGGCCGUCUUUGCACAGAGCUCCAUCGACACCUCACCACCGCCCGACGGGAUCACGAGGAGCCCCCGUCGGCCGAAACGGACGAGGACGAAGAGGAAGACGAUGAGGAGAGCGAGUCAGAGGACGAUGACGACGAAGAAGAGGACGAAGAGUCUUCCGGUAGCGAGGUGGAGGCAAAGCAAGGCAAGGCCCUCGCCGAGCCGGCCCAACCGCAGUUCACCUCGGAGAAAGAACUCCGCUCUGUUGUAGAGCUUAUCACCUACAUGCACACGUACUGCAUGCCCAUGCGAAAGCAACAGGGUCUGGACCGCAAGGACCCACCCAGGCCUCGGGCUCGACACGAUACCGCCCGCUUGCCCGUCACAAACUCUCACAGCCGAGUGGUCUUGGUAUCUCCGCCGGCGAGCAGCGGGCCCGCGGGCGCCCCUCGGAGGAUUCCCUUCGCAAGGCGCCGGCAGAUAAAGACUGAUUGUCUUCUUCGUGAGCUCCUGCAGCAAAGCGGCUCCUUCGACGUCAGCAAGCCUUACGGACCGCACUGUCCGCCGUACACCCAAAUAGGGGCAGGAUCCCCGCCUUGUAAUCGCACACCUGGCACCGGCACCCCUAAACCGGAAAUUUGUACAGACCCUUCCCUGUCCGAUAGGAGAAACUCCUCCUGCGAGACACCGCAAAUCCCCGAUGAGAACGGUGGCUCCUUCUCAGUCCGUCGCUCCAGGCGUCUGGCGUCCUUCCCUAGCCGUUUCGCCAAAAGACUGCGGCCCGGUCGGGGGAGGGAGGGUGAUAGGAAAGAGGAGCGGGAUGACAUUGAGACAGUGGUCAAGGUCUCACCAACUCAAGCCACAAGCGGGACAACGACGAAGGUGGUAUCGCAAGACGACACAACGGAGGCGACCAAAAUUUGCUGCCGCGACGAGAAACGAGUCUGCCUGUGUCUGCCCAUCGACGCCAGCAAGUCCACAGGAGAAUUCAGCAGCAAGACCUUCGAGCAGACGCUUGGAGUGGAUUUGUGUGGAACUGCAGGUCUGACACCGCCCACCACGCCGCCUCACAAGCCGGUAGAGGACGACCUCUUCAAGCCAUCUGAAGCCAGAAAGGGCGACCAUUCGUCCAGCCCCGUGUCCGUCCAAUCGUCAACCGCCGGCGUCGGUGGCCUUCGGGGCUCCUGGCUGAGCCGUGCGUAUCAGCGUAAGCUUCCGGAGCAGACAGAGCUAUACGCCCAGCUGCGGGGUAUAGCCGAAGACGGCGACGCCUGCCAAGGCUUCGGCGACCACGACUACUGCGCGCUGAGCCUCGUAGAAACCCGCAAGCGAAGCAUCGCCAUGCUAGGCAGCAUGCUGCAAGGGUCCCGAAAACCCAAGGUCGGAGAGGAAAACGGCGUCCAAUCAGAUGUAGGCGAGUCAGUGGAGUCGUCGCAACCUCCGCCGGCCGACUGCCAAUCAGCAGUCGCCUCGCCCCCUGCCUCAGAGGAAGAGGCGGAGCACUCAGCGGCAUCUCGCUCACCCUCGCCGACCCUCCACGUUUGUCCCGACUCCCCUGCCAGCAAGACAGACUCCAGUGAACACUCGGAGAUGUGCCCGACGGACGAACAAGGGAACAAAGCCAAAUCUGACGAGGAGAACUGUCAGGUGUUCUACAUCCACAACCUGCCCAGCAGCAUGACCCAGAACAUGUUGAGGAAGCGCUUCCAGGUCUUCGGCACGGCUGACGAGUGCAAAGUCAUCAUCUGUAAUGAGGAGCGCUGCGGUGUCAUAAAGAUUCGGCAGUCCGGCAUCCAGCGGCUCCGGCGGGAACGCGAGAAUGUUUUCCCGAGCACGACCACAAGCGGGAAGAGACUGACCAGGAAGCGCUAUAUCGACCUCGAUGAGGCGGGUCCCGGCCCAGUCAAAAGCAAGUACGACACGCUGGACUUUGACACUCUGCUGAAGGAGGCGCAAAAAUCACUACACCACCGCUGA